This is a messenger RNA of Culex quinquefasciatus (southern house mosquito), 6417 nucleotides long. RefSeq lists its product as uncharacterized. The record is from RefSeq and is a predicted model, not a curated record. Gene Ontology annotation, cellular component: plasma membrane. Lineage: Eukaryota; Metazoa; Arthropoda; Insecta; Diptera; Culicidae. Bases 1298 to 5302 code for a protein of 1334 amino acids. Gene Ontology annotation, molecular function: protein binding. The transcript has 17 exons.
AUGCAGACUUGGUCCGGAACGGUUGUGCGGUCGUCGUCGGUUGAUCCCGUGGGUCGUCCUGGGGGUUGUCCUUAAGGGAGGCAGGAGCAGGUGGAGCAAGAAGAAGUGAGGUGGCUUCUGCACGUGGUGUGCUUUUAAUUGGAUGCUGUGACGAUUCGUUGUUGGGAUUAAUGCAGUCGAUGGAGACGGAUGGUGCGUUUGGAGCAAGUCAUGAUCCAGCUGAGCUAGUGCUGUCAUAACUCGGUUAGUGGAGUAGUGCUGACGAUGUCGUAAGAAGAAGAAGCUGCCAAACUAUUCAGAGUGUGUCAGCGUGUCCUUCGUGCGUGAGAGAAGAACCGAUCAAUUCGGAGCGAAGAGAGAGAGCGAGUCGUCCUGGGGCUCGUGAGUUGUCGUGAAAGCUCGACGGAUGCUGCACACCGUACACGGCUCUGAACGUGAUUCUUCGACCCGCACUUCGGGUUCGGCUUCGAGUGUGGAGUGAGGUUAUGGUUUGGAUCCCGCGCUAGGACCGUGUUUGUGGAGAAGAGGAAAAAAAUCUUACUCGUUUGUAUGUGUGUGUGUGUGUGCCCGUGCGUGUAGUUCACGGUGAAGCUGCGUACCCUCUUGUUCUGGAGAUUGGAUUCGAGGAGCUGGAUGUACUGGUCCCGCGGGCCUUCCGAGGUUGUAUCGCGCGAGUGUGAAAAAGAGUGUGUGCGAACAGUGCAUACAGUGAUCCAUCAAGUUGAGAAAAAAAAGAGUACGUCAAACAAGAGGAAGAUUCUGCAAAGGAUAAAUCUUGCUUCGCAACUUUGUGACAGCUGUUUUGGAGGGGGAGAAGCUUCGUUCGAUUAAUCACGUCGAAUUUGGAGAAUGCAGCAAAAGUUUACCAAAAAAUUCAUCGAUUAACCGUUAACCAGAGUAGUGCAGCCAGUUGUUCAAUAAAUAAGCAUUAAAGCAUAAAUUCAUCAAUAGUUGAUCCAGUGUUCUUAAAAAUAACCACUCUAAGCAUAGUUUAAAUAGUUUCAAGUAGUUGCAGUUUUAAAUUUGAUGUCAAUCAAUUAGCAGUUCAAUAAAGUUAAUAUCAACAAGUUUAAAAUCCUAACGUAAAUUUAAAGUGAAAAAAUAAAUCGUUCAAAAUUUGAAAAGUUUAACAAAUCUUACAAUCAACAGCACUGCCGCCGCGUUUCUCGCGUAUAAAUGCAAGAAGUCGUUCAAAGCAGCCAAGUGUUCAGAGAUCGUUUGGCAGCAGCAUUAACCGUUGGAAGUUUCAACGGCCUGCCACGAGGACCAAUCCAAGCAAUUCCACAAUCUAAUUAGGAUGACUGGAACCCAAGGUCACGAAAUAGUUAAAGCUUCCACAUCGUCACUAGCAUCAGUUGCCACAACUGCGUCGUCAGAUCCGGACGAUCUGGACGAUCCAACAUCACCGUCAACGGUCCGAAAGCGCUCCCGCCGUAUGAGUAACUUCCACAGACAUCGCCACAAAAAGGACUGCGACGACAAUUCUACCGGCGGUGGCACAAUGUCCUCCCCCAAUAGGAGCAAUUGUGUCAACUGUACCACUCGAACUCGUCUGGACGAGGACUUUCCUGUGCCGGAAGUAGCCACCAGUUGGCACGACGGAACUAGUGACCACCGCCGCGAGUCCCGCGUAAUCACUGCCACUGCCAGUAGUAGUCCCACUAGUAGCGCUAUCAGUUCGAGUCCUAGUUGGAGCAACAACCACAAAAGUCAACGCAGCUGGAAUGUGAUGCUGGCCACGUGUCCUGCCCUGUUGCUGCUCCUGCUGGCGUCCCCCCUCAUCCGGCUCGGUGGAGUCGAAGCCGAGCCGGCGUCCCGGGUGCUGACGGCGGCCCAGAAGCAGGCCCAACUAAACCAACAGAACCAGCAGCAGCAGCGCCACCAGUGUGCCAUGUCGGAGCACACGUGCAACAACGGGCGCUGCGUCCCGCUGAACAAGUACUGCAACAAUGUAAACGACUGCGGGGACGGCAGCGACGAGCCACGGUUCUGCACGAGAUGCAACCGAACCUACUACGGCAACAUUGGCUUAACGUACGACCUGGAGCUGCACCGGCCCAAAGAGGACCGAAUUCCGUACGUGUGCAUCCUGACGUUUACCGCGGCCGGCGGCAACAACGGGGAUAUUGUCCAGGUCACGCUGGAAAGCUUCACCCUGGGCAAGUUCGUGUCGUACACGGACAAUGGCUGCCCGGACGGGUACCUGCAGGUGGCGGAAGCGUCCCGCACCCCGGUCGGUGGUAUGUGGUGCGGCACCACGUGGGGACCGGCCAUCUUCUACAGCGAGACCCGGUCACUCGUCAUGACGGUCAAAUUGCUCAAACUCUCCCGGGACCAGAGCGGGUACAACUUUGACUUCCGGAUACAGUACAAAAUGCUGUCGCGGGACAGUGCCGUGGUGCGGUACGGCGGCAUCCGGCACGAUCCGGUCACGCCCUGGACCAACGUCACCUACAUUCCCAAUUAUCCGAUAAUUGACGAUUUCACCAACUCGACGGCCCACUCGGAGCAGCAGUACGGCACCGGUUACGACCCGGGCGGAGGAGGAGGAGGAGGAGGACAGACCGGUGCCGGUAGUGGCCGACAGGUGGAGCUGAGCUUCAACAAUUCAACCGGACGCGCGAUGACCGGACUGACUGGGUUCGGCAAUGGCAGCGCUGCACACGUCGGUGGUUCCGGUGGUCUUUUUGGCCAAACGCGGGACCGGCCGUAUUCAAUUAGGAACCUUACAUCGCUCGCGUUCCAGCCGGUUGGCUCGAGGGAGGAAAACUAUACGGAGCCGAAGUACUAUCUGGGUGACCUGAUGCCGGGAACGUACUGCUCGAGGAUUUUCACCAACUGCGAUAAGAAGGCCUGCCGGUUGCAAUCGCCCAACUUUCCAGGCGUCUACCCGAGAAAUCUGACCUGCUACUUUGCCGUGCGACAGCAUGACGUCCCAGCGGGCAAACAUGCCUUCAUCGUGAUUAGCCAGCCCAAGGGCAAUCUGGUGUGGAUCUCGACGGAGGCGUCCGCGGCCGGAAGUGGCCCCACGGGUUCCGGCGGAGGGGGUGGAGGCGCAGGUGGGGGAGGUGGAGGAGGUGGCGGCUCGAGCAGUUCCACCAACGACAAGGACAAGUACAAACCUCGGCUGCACACGUGGAACGAGUGCGACAGCGUGCAGGACAGUACAAAUCCCAAGUGGAAAUCCACGGACUACAUCACGGUGUACGACGGUUACACGACGCGCGAUCCCAUCAUGCUGAAGCUGUGCGGGGGCGGCGAAGCCAUCCCGCCGUCCAUCUCCAGCGGGCCGGAGCUGCUGGUCGAGUUCACCACGUCGCCGUUCGGAACGUUCAGCAGUCCGGAAACGAGCGCCCACUCGCUGCACGGCUUUCAGCUGGAGGUCUCGGUGAAGUUCGUCGACCUCCAGAGUCCCACGUACGCGAAAAGCAAACGCAUCUGCGAAUUCUGGCUGCGCGGUACCGGUCACGGGGUCCUGCAAAAUCCCCAGCACUCGUUAGCCCCGAACACCACCUGUCUCUAUCACUUGCAAGGUACGGAAGCACGCUCGCUGGACGCGAUCAACAUCCCGCGGAGAUCGGGCGCCUUCUCGACGUCGCCGACGCGCUUCAAGGUGUGGAUCUCCGUCAUGAAGUUUGAGCUGGCAUCGCCCUUCGGGACCGUGGACGAUCAGCAGCUGCAGUUCCAAACCAAGGAAGACUGCAGCGGAAUGCUGCGCAUCUGGGAUGGUCCGCUGAGGGAGGUGCCCGUUUGCAAGGACAUUGAUUGCUUGACGGUAGACAAGGACGGCCACCAGCGGCCGAUGGUCCGCUUUGGCCAGAACAGUACCAACGUGAUCGCGCGGUUCUGCCGCGGGUCGGUUCCCCGCUCGUGUGACCACGGAAUGCUCAACAUGUCCAGCUCGCGCCCGUGUACCCUCUCGGAGAGCUUCGUGUCCAGCAGUGACUUUGUGACGCUGGAGCUCAAGACGACGGAAUCGACGGUGCUGCGGCCGCUCCAGUUCGCCCUCAAGUACGAGUUUGUGGACUUUUUGCAGGAUGGUGUUCCGUUCGCUGGUGAACACGAUUGCAACCGGCGGUUUUCCAGCAGCCAGAUCGAGAAGAAGGGAGUGCAUCCGGUGCGCAGCGUGCGGAACAUCUUUCUGUUUGGCCGGGGUGGGGCAAAGCAUUUGCAUUGUAUCUACCGCUUUGAGGCGCAACGCGGCGAGCGCAUUCGGCUGGAGGUGACCCGCGCCAUGACGGGCAACCGAACGUGCGAUUCGCGCGUGGAUCCCGACACGGGACGAUCGUACUGCUUCGGCGAUCCGAGCGCCAAGAUCGAGAUCUUCGAGCGGCCGUGGCACGAAUCGAUCGUGUUUCCGCGGGGUUGCAUCUGCAACUCUACCAAUCGGUCCUUCCUGCCAAUCGUGUUCAGCUCGACGGGGCGCGAGGUGGAGAUUCACUUCUCCGCCGGGAACAUGACCGCGCUAGACGAUCCGGACACGCUCAACUUUGAAGCGACCUUCGAGUUCAUCAAGGCGCCGGUCAUCUGUAAGGACGUGCGGCGGAAGAACGCCGUCACGGGGAUCGUCAAGCUGUCCGCUGGGGAGAUGGAGUGCCGCAACCGACCCUGGCUGAUCGAGCCCUCGCACGAGAAGUACCUCUACGUUCGGCUGCGAGGUCUGCUGCUGCGCAAGAACAAUCCCGCCGUUCCGCUGGAGUACAACACCAGCCUCAGCACCGUUACGCCGAUCCGGUGUCCAACGAAGGCCCGCGUGGUCAUCACAAACAGCGAGGGCGUCUCCGUAACGGCGUGUCCCCUGCCGGACGACACCUCCCACCGACACGUGGUGGAAGUCUUCAGCGCCGGCUGGACCCGCAAGCAUCCCCACUUUGGAAUUGAACCCUCGAAAGUGAUCUCCGUUGAGUUCCUACAGCCGGACAACGGCGCGUACUCGUUCAGCUGGCUCGAGCUGACCAAGCGACCGGCAAAGUCAUUCGCCCUAACCGUCGCCGAAGAGUGUCCGUUCCAGUGUCCGGACCUGAACGCGUGCGUCAACGAGUCCAUCUGGUGCGACGGGAUCGCGCAGUGUCCGUCCGGCGAGGACGAAUCGUUUACGCACUGUUCGGCGCUGCUGCAGCUGCCGGCCGAGAUACUGGCCGGCUUCAGCGUGCUGCUGCUGCUGCUGUGCUGCGGACUGACCGCAUACCUGUACCGCAAAAUCCGCCGCAACUGCCGCCGGACGUCGGUGCUCCAGACGCGGCUCAAGUCGCUCAGCUCGAUGGACACGGCCGUGUUCGACGAGAAGGAGGUGAUUUGCUGACAAAGCGACAAUUCUGUACGGUACGUGGAGAUUGACCGCGUCACCACGGUCUGACCACGCACCGUACAGAAUUGUCCCCCCGCCGAGUACUCUCCAAGCUCCUGUCGGAUUCUGCUCCGCCGACACUUCCCGCCAAUUUGCGCUCUCCGUUUGGGUACGUUUUAAACUCUUAGUAAGAAGGGAAGAAGGUGUUUGUGGACGGUAGGAGAGAUAGGAUCAACUAAUCAAAAAACCAAAAGACAGACUCAAACUAAUAGUAAAAAACACACACACACACUUGUUGUAUUGCAGCAAUUCAGGAGCAGAAGCAGAUGAGAAUAGGGCUAUCGUUAGGUCGAAUUACUUAGGAAAGACACAAAUACUUACACAAAGAGAUUUCAGAACAAGAGUUGUUAAGCGCGCUGAUGAUGCGAAAGGAAGAGACUAAACUGUCAUUUUUGUACUACGUUUUAGUAAUACUUUAAUAACAAAUCAAGGCUCCCGAAGACAGAUUUGUAAUCUUACUGAAUUAAACUGAACAAAAGGCAAAUCAAACUUAGCGAACGUUUUAAGAAAUUUAGCUGAAACAUUCGAGUGUGGCAGAACCAAACUGUUCUUUCCCUGCCCACGGAUUUUGGUGAGCAGUCUUAAGAACAGACACGCUUUAAAAUACUUAACCUUGAUUCACAGCAGCGAAAGCUUCUUCUUUGCUCCUCUCUCAAGUUCGAAAUAUCUGUAAAAUGAAUCGCUAAUUCAAGUGAAUGUCAUGAUUGUCAUUACGAUGCAACCGCAGUCAAAGCACACGAAAUUGAAACGAACGAAACCGAGCUCGGCACUCAAGCAGCCGCCCGUCACCAAGACACAUGCUAUCUCUUUUUUAUCUCUCUCACCUUCUCUUUUUCUUGCUCGUGUGGUGAUGCGUGUUGACAGCUAACAUUUGAAUGCAAUCCUGGGGAUGUGAGAUUGCCGCAAGGUCUUUGAUGACAUCGUCAGUUCGACAUCUGAUGUUGAAUGCUUUUUAUUUUAAUACAUUCGAACAAUGUUUGUAAACAAAACUGAACACUUGAAAGGCCGGCACAUCACGCUUUUUUUGAGCUUGAAAUGGUCUUUGAUUAUUUUCAACCAAUCAUAAUAAA